This is a messenger RNA of Orbilia oligospora ATCC 24927, 2358 nucleotides long. RefSeq lists its product as uncharacterized. NCBI's taxonomy places the organism in Eukaryota, Fungi, Ascomycota, Orbiliomycetes, Orbiliales, Orbiliaceae. The coding region runs from base 1 to 2358 and encodes 785 amino acids. The record is from RefSeq and is a predicted model, not a curated record. The transcript is spliced from 3 exons. Gene Ontology annotation, cellular component: cell division site; plasma membrane; growing cell tip.
AUGAUUCGAGCUGCAACCCCUCUCACAAUCCUCCUCUUCGCCGCCUUCGCCCUUUUACUUAUCAGCGUCAUCUCCGUCCCUAUCAUCAAACCGAUCACCCUUGCUACCUACGGCGAUGUCUCCUACGGUGUCUUUGGUUAUUGUGUCGGAAAUCAAUGUAGUCCUAUCGAAAUUGGUUACAAUCCUGAUACCGCUUUGAAGGACCCGACUAGGACCGACUUUUCUUUACCAUCCAAUGCCCGUCAUUCCCUCUCUAGCCUUCUCAUCAUUCACCCGAUCGCUGCUGCUUUCACCCUUGUUCUUAUGAUCUUGGCCGCUUGUUCCCAUCUCCACGGUCCUUCCAACAAUCCCAAAUACCUUCUCGGUACAUUGCUAUUCGCCCUCCCGACUUUCCUGGUCACUCUUCUCGCCUUCCUCGUCGACAUCCUCCUCUUCAUUCCACAUUUGUCAUGGGGCGGCUGGCUCGUCCUCGCCGCUACUAUUUGUAUCUUGACCGCGGGGAUCAUGACCUGUGCCAUGAGGCGCACUGUCGUUUCCAGAGCCGCCCAGAAGGCUAGAAUCGCCGUCAAUGCUGAAAUGAACGGCGAUGCCUUCCGCGAACAACGAGCAGCCGCCAUCAACCAACGGGAUAAUCCAUCCGAAUAUGGAAACAACUCUACGACCGCCGUCGGAAGCUCACCGGCACCGAUGAUGCGUGAACCUAAAAUCCCAGAAUUUGCGACCUUUGAUGUUACCAGCCACAAGACGAGCACCGAUAACGAUAGGACGCCCUUGAACCCUCGCGGACAGACACCUCAACCGAACGACCUACCCGCUUUCCCCAACCCGGAACGUCCUGGUGGAUUCAACCCGAACAUUCCUCGACAUCCGACCCCUGGAGAUUCCGGGGAUUCGGAGUUUAAUCCGGCGCUGAGCAGACAGAGAUCGAAUCAUACUAUGAACUCCGAUGGUUUUGGACCUGCUUCGUCCUUUGAUAGACAUGGAACACCACCGGUGCCGAUGAUGAUGGGUGGCGCCGGUGGAAGGGGUGGAUACCCACCGAGAGGUGGUCCGAUGAUGAGAGGUAGAGGCGGACCGGGCGGUAUGGGUCCCCGGGGUGGUGGGUUUGGCCCACCAAGAGGUGGAAUGGGUCCCAGAGGUGGACCUGGUAUGGGUACCAGAGGCGGCCCGUCGUUCAGAGGACGCGGUGGACCGAACGGAUUUUAUGUCGGAGGACCCAACGGUUCGUUGAAUUCGGUCGAGGACAGACCGUAUAUUGGACCUGGCCCACCACCACUUUUCAUGAGACCUGGAGAUCAAGGGCCGGAUUUCAGAGGCCCGAGUCCCGGAUUUGAAAGUGAUAAUAUGUACGGACCACCACCGAGAGGAAACGAUAUGAAUUUUGACCAAGGUGGACCCUACGGACCACCCCCAAGGAGGCCGACCAUUGAAACACCGCCGAUUGAUCAGGGUGGACCGUACGGACCGCCUCCAAGAAGACCUACGAAUGAAAUUCCGCCUCCCGAUAAUAUUGGAUAUAUCCAGGCUGAAAACCCGCGAUACGCCUCUCCACCACCGCUUCCUACCGAAAUUCAGCAAAAUGUAAAUAAUAAUAACAACAACAGAUAUGAUGCAUACGAAAUGGAUGCGGCUCCGAUCAUGACUGCAGAGCCCGUCGGAUUGGCAGCAAGUGGACACCCGGGACAGCUCAGAACUCCUAGUCCGGCUCUUCAAAGCCCUGCUAGCAAGUAUUCGCAAGAAGAAUAUGUACCGCCUAGGACUGCUUGGGCUGCUAGCGGCAGGGAGUCACCACGUCCAGAGGGCCCUCUAGCAGAGCUUCCCGUCGAAUUACCUACUACAACUUCCCCUCCACAACCCGUCCACCCAUCUUCCCCUCCAAGACCGCGAAGAUCGCAGGAUUACUACGAGGAUGUUGAUCCACGAUUUGACAACCCACCAAACCCAACUGCUAUUCCCGCGAUUCUCACCCCAGGAUAUACCCCGCCACCAACCAUGGCACUUGCUGAAUACCCACCGGAUGCACGCGGAGAGCGUGGCGCUCCACCACCCCAACGCGAACCUAGGAGCAAUAAUGUAGCUUACCAGGACCCCAGCGGCUCUUAUGAAGAACUUCAACCCGGCCAGCGUAGCCCCGCGAUGUCGACUAGCAGUCACUUCACGAGCAUCAGCCAGAGGGGUGUUAACCCUCGAUGGCAAGGUGAAGGUGCCCCCAAUCUGCCGAAUAGAGAUCCCAGACGGCCACCACGACAGCAGGAUCAGAUACUAGCGAACAAUCCCGACUUUGAACUGCCGCGGGUCGGUGGUGGUGUUGGUGGUGGUGGUGGUGGACGAGGCCGACGUGGCGGGUUUGGAUACUAA